Molecule: messenger RNA, 2015 nt
Organism: Elaeis guineensis (African oil palm)
Lineage: Eukaryota; Viridiplantae; Streptophyta; Magnoliopsida; Arecales; Arecaceae
Product: aluminum-activated malate transporter 10-like
Biological process (GO): malate transport
Source: RefSeq, a predicted model, not a curated record
AGAAGGUCCCUAGUCGCCCGCUCUUGAGCUCCCUCACCAUCCCCACUCCAAUCCGCAUCACCAAAGUCAAUUGGCCUCUUCCGCCAUCUUCUCAAGGUACAGCCCCACACACGUACGAACAGGGUCGCAAAUUAGACGCAAAUAGUCCCGAGUUAUUUUUGGUGUGUGACAAUCAAAUACAAUAUAUAUCCGUUCCGGCGUCUCAGCAACUGGAUUUCUCGACCACCUUGAGUCCUUGAGAAUAGGAUGGCAAUGGCGAACGAUAAAGAAGCCUUGGAUGGUUUGGAAUGGCGGGUGACGGUCCCCAGUGGAUCGUCGGUGAAAAUGGAGUGGGAGUCUAGCGUGAUCGGUAGGGCAUGGACAUGGUUCGCUGGUGCUGUUUUGAUGGUGAAGUCCAAGGUGUUUGGGUUCGGGAAGAAUGCUUGGAAGAUGGGAGUCGAUGACCCGAGGAAGGUCAUCCAUGGCAUCAAGGUGGGGAUCGCACUAUCUCUAGUGUCGGUCUUCUACUAUGCCAGACCCUUGUACGAUGGAGUUGGAGGAAAUGCCAUGUGGGCCGUUAUGACAGUUGCAGUUGUAUUCGAAUACACUGUAGGUGGGUGCUUGUACAAAGGAUUCAACAGAGCUGUCGCAACUCUUAGUGCUGGUGGCCUUGCGAUGGGCAUCCACUGGAUUGCGAGUAAGACAGGAGAAAAAGUGGAGCCCGUAAUCCUUAGUGCUUCGGUCUUCCUGUUAGGUGCGGCUGCAACCUUUUCCCGGUUCAUACCCACCGUAAAAGCCCGGUUUGAUUAUGGUGUCACGAUAUUCAUCCUCACCUUCAGCUUGGUCGCAGUCUCUGGCUACCGUGUGGAUGAACUGCUCGAUUUGUUACAGCAGCGUGUGUCCACCAUCGCCAUCGGAAUCUCCAUUUGCCUGCUCGUAUGCAUUCUGAUCUGCCCUGUUUGGGCCAGCGAAGAGCUUCACCUCCUCAUCACCAAGAAUAUGGAAAAGCUUGCAGAAUCCCUGGAGGCAUGCGUUGAAGAAUACUUCAUGAAGGAUGGAGCCGGCGAUGGAAAGAAUUCAUGCUCCCAAAAGUCACAGGGUUACAGAUGUGUUCUAAAUUCCAAGGCAUCCGAAGAUUCACAGGCUAAUCUUGCAAGAUGGGAGCCUGCUCAUGGCCGUUUCGGCUUUCGCCAUCCAUGGAGUCCAUACCUCAAGGUUGGCGCUGCGAUGAGGUACUGCGCUUACUGUAUAGAAGCCCUCAACGGUUGCAUCAAUUCGGAGAUUCAGGCGCCCGAGUCCACAAAGAAGCAUCAAGAAGUUUGCAUGAAGCUGAGCUCGGAGUCCUCAAAGGUCUUGAAGGAGUUGUCGAGCUCGAUAAAGUCAAUGAAAAGGUCUCAAAGUAUAGAUUUACUGGUUGAAGAGAUGAGUACUGCAGUGGAGGAGCUCCACAAUGCUUUAAGAUCAUUUCCUAAUCAAUUAACGCAAGCAGCAGUCCAACCAGCAGUAGAAGCAAAUGAAGAGAAAAAGCACUCCAUCUCGGUGACUACGACCUUGCCGGUGAUGGAAGUGCUGCCACUAAUCACGGUAGCAUCGUUGCUGAUCGAGAUAUCGGCUAGGAUUGAUGGGGUUCUCGAUGCUGUCCGCAACUUGGCAGAUCUUGCAGGCUUCGAGUCAGUCGAGAACGAGAAGCCCCCGUCUCCAACACAUCAAGAACAAGAAGACAGGAAAGCCUUUCAGGAGGUCUAAAGUACUUGUUAAACUAGAAGUGAACCAGAUGAAAGCCUCUGGUUGGCUUAAGGGGAAUAUGGGAAGAAAGACGGAGGUGCUCUUUUCCUUCGAAACCUUUGAGCUGUUAGCUAACUGUUUUAAGAUGGCACCCUAGUCCUUUUACGUUUUUUUUUUUUUGGAAGUAAAAGGAGGCAAAGCUACCAUUAUUAUUAAUGAAAUCAUGGAAACCCGUCCUCUCAAAUGUACGAAUUAUGAAAUGGAUGUCAGGAUAGACGGUGCCCACUAGUUUAGGGGAAAAAAAAUGAAGA